This is a messenger RNA of Ficedula albicollis (Collared flycatcher), 1343 nucleotides long. RefSeq names its product ubiquitin carboxyl-terminal hydrolase 12-like. NCBI's taxonomy places the organism in Eukaryota, Metazoa, Chordata, Aves, Passeriformes, Muscicapidae. Gene Ontology annotation, molecular function: cysteine-type endopeptidase activity; cysteine-type deubiquitinase activity. The record is from RefSeq and is a predicted model, not a curated record. Gene Ontology annotation, cellular component: nucleus; cytosol. Gene Ontology annotation, biological process: protein deubiquitination. The coding region runs from base 21 to 1130 and encodes 369 amino acids. The transcript is spliced from 9 exons.
AUGGCGGCGGCCGGGGGCGGAUGGAGGCGCUGGUGACGGUGCGGAGACUCGCCGCCGUCUGUACCAUGGGCGCCAAUGCCUCUGCUUUGGAGAAAGAGAUUGGUCCUGAGCAGUUCCCUGUGAAUGAGCAUUAUUUUGGCCUGGUCAAUUUCGGCAAUACCUGCUACUGCAACUCGGUCUUACAGGCACUUUAUUUUUGUCGGCCAUUUCGGGAAAAAGUUUUGGCGUACAAGGUGCAGCCUCGAAAGAAGGAAAGCCUCCUGACCUGCCUCUCUGAUCUCUUCAACAGUAUUGCCACCCAAAAGAAGAAGGUGGGAGUCAUCCCACCCAAGAAAUUCAUUUCCCGCUUGAGGAAAGAAAAUGAAUUAUUUGAUAAUUACAUGCAGCAGGAUGCACACGAAUUCCUCAACUACCUACUGAACACUAUUGCUGACUUACUGCAAGAGGAGAAAAAGCAGGAGAAGCAGAAUGGGAAGCUCCAGAAUGGCAGCAUUGAGAGUGAAGAAGGAGACAAGGCCGAUCUGACGUGGGUCCAUGAAAUCUUCCAAGGAACACUAACCAAUGAAACCAGAUGUCUUAACUGUGAGGCUGUUAGUAGCAAAGAUGAGGACUUUCUGGACCUCUCGGUUGAUGUGGAACAAAAUACAUCAAUUACACAUUGUCUAAGGGGAUUUAGUAACACUGAAACUCUAUGCAGUGAAUACAAAUAUUACUGUGAGCAGUGCCGCAGCAAGCAGGAGGCACAGAAGAGGAUGAGGGUGAAGAAGCUGCCCAUGAUCCUGGCUCUGCACCUGAAGAGGUUCAAGUACAUGGACCAGCUGCACCGGUACACCAAGCUGUCCUACAGGGUGGUGUUCCCGCUGGAGCUGCGCCUGUUCAACACCUCGGGGGACGCCACCAACCCCGACCGACUGUACGACCUGGUGGCCGUGGUGGUGCACUCUGGCAGUGGCCCAAACCGUGGGCAUUACAUCACCAUUGUGAAGAGCCAUGGAUUCUGGUUGCUGUUUGAUGAUGACAUUGUAGAGAAAAUUGACGCCCAGGCCAUCGAAGAAUUCUAUGGGUUAACAUCAGACAUUUCCAAAAACUCUGAAUCUGGAUAUAUCCUCUUCUACCAGUCCAGGGACUGAGAGGAAAAAUGGACCCAAGGAAAAAGGGAUCAAGCUUUGCCCGAGUGGAGCCCUUUGUGCCAGCAGAGGUUCAGCAGUUCCUUGGUGCUGCUGUAGGACCAGGCCAGGUGCAGGGGGAGGGGAGAGCUCCCUCCUGCCCCUCUUGGAGGAUUAGUGCUGAACUGCCCUAACAAGAAGAGCUUUUGUUCCAAUUUCCUUUCUGGGCUUUUUUUU